Molecule: messenger RNA, 4401 nt
Organism: Cynoglossus semilaevis (tongue sole)
Lineage: Eukaryota; Metazoa; Chordata; Actinopteri; Pleuronectiformes; Cynoglossidae
Gene: entpd5a
Product: ectonucleoside triphosphate diphosphohydrolase 5a
Exons: 13
Coding region: 696-2237 (513 amino acids)
Molecular function (GO): hydrolase activity
Source: RefSeq, a predicted model, not a curated record
AUCCUUAGAAUACCAGUAUUUACAUGGUUACAUAUCAAGUUGUUUCAGGAGUGCAUGAGCUCAUUUGCACUCCUAUAAAAGUUCCAUUAAAGUGCUAAGUGACUACCAGGACUCCUAAUUUAAGCAGAUGAGGCCAAACUCGUCCGAGGGCUGCAGAAAUUCUGAGUCAAGCCUGGACAAGUAAAGUUAAAUACACCCAUAAAAUCUAUUUUCAGAGCGUUUUUUUUUCUUAAUUUCUCCUGUUCAUAACCAUUCAUUUUGACUUCCAACAAUUCUUCUUUUUUCCUAACGGGAAUCUGAGGCUCCAGGAUCACCAGUAAAGAUGAGGAGGGGAAAAACACGAACCUAAAAUAAAUCUACUAUAGUUGGGGGGAAAAAAGAAGGAAAAAAAAAAGAAGUCUUGGAGCAGGUAGUCUUCGGCUCCGCUCACAGUAGGAGGAGAUGGAGGAGGAGGAGUGGAGGAGGGGAGCAGAAGAGGGACUCCUGAUACAGCUGGGAUGGACCUCCUCAAGGAUUGGUGGAUGGCUGCUCCCGGUGUGGCCCCAUGCCAGGCCCUUAUGUCUUUAUAUACAGUAAAGAGAUGAGCGGACGGUCCUGAGUGUGCGCUCUGCCUCUCUCCAUCUCCACUGCUUCCUCGCGCCUUCUCUCCUCCAGCAUCCUCCAGCUGCCUCCUCUCCGUCUCCGGCUGUGAAACCAUGACCACGCCGUACCUCCUUCUCACUUUGACCGUGUGUCUCCUGGCCGGGAGUCUCCCAGCCGAGGCCACCUACUACCGGCACCACCGCUACAUCCCGCACUUCUACCGCUACCGGGAGCACCAAAACACCAAUCCACACCCGCACCCCAACACGGAGAACCUCCUGCCCGAGGUCUCCAACCGGGUGCCUAACGUAGCCGCGCAACCCGGCGUGCCCACAUACCCGCGGAUCCCCGAGGUCUUCCACCCUGCCCCGCGAGCUCUCCCUCCCAUACCAGAGGCUUUCCACCCUGUGCCCGAGGUCGUGCACCCUGCGCCCGAGUCUUACCGCAGACACGCUGAGGUUUACCGGCCGGUGCCUCGAGCGCCUUCCCCGGGUAAUAUGAGCCGGAUCUUCUACGGGAUCAUGUUUGACGCUGGAAGCACAGGAACCAGAAUCCACAUUUACAAGUUCAUCCAGAAAGAUCCUGUUGAGCUGCCCGUUCUAGACAACGAAAUGUACCACGCAGUAAAACCUGGACUGUCAGCGUACAAGGACAACAUUGAGGAGGGCGGCAACACCGUCCGCCAGCUGCUGAAGAUUGCAAAGAAGACCAUCCCAGAGGAUGAUUGGAACAGGACGCCGGUGGUGCUGAAGGCCACCGCGGGACUGCGUCUGCUGCCUGAAGAGAAGGCCAGCGCUCUUCUAAAGGAGGUACAGGAGGUAUUUGACGAAUCCCCUUUCUAUGUGCCACAAAACAGUGUUUCCAUCAUGAACGGAAUAAAUGAAGGAGUCCUCGCCUGGGUCACAGUGAACUUCCUCACAGGUCAUUUGUACUCCAACACAAGGAGAACAGUGGGGAUCCUGGACUUAGGAGGUGGAUCUACACAGAUCACAUUCCUUCCCAAGUCUAAGAAAACAAUCGACGCUGCACCAUCCAGUUACAUCGCCCGGUUCAACUUGUUCAACAGCACAUAUCAGCUCUACACACACAGUUACCUUGGAAACGGCCUGUACGCAGCUCGGUUGGCUACGCUCGGAGCACUAGGAGCUGAUGGUCUAGAAUGGAAGAUCUUCAGAAGUUCCUGCCUCCCAAAAAAGUUCAGGGAAGAUGUGAGCUUUGGAGGAACCACCUACAAAGUUAGCGGGAUUCCAGACGGCUACGCGGGCUACAAGCUGUGUUAUUACGAAGUGAUGAAGGUUAUCAAAGGGAUCGUGCACCAGCCGUACGAAGUGAAGGGCAGCAGCAUCUUCUACGCGUUCUCCUACUACUUUGACAGAGCUGUGGAGUCUGGCCUCAUCGAGCCUGGUCGAGGUGGUGCAAUUGAAGUCAGGGACUUUAAAAAGAGAGCCAAGGAAGUGUGUAACAAGAUGACCAAAUACCGUGCCAUCAGCCCAUUCCUCUGCAUGGAUAUGACAUAUAUCACCUGUCUGCUAAAAGAGGGCUUUGGCUUCAAGGACAACACGGUGCUGCAGCUAGCCAAGAAGGUGAACAACGUGGAGACGAGCUGGGCGCUGGGGGCAACCUUCGACUACUUCAGAAAUUUCAACAUCCACUGAGGACAGCUUGCUGUCUCUGCCGCCAGCACUGAGAGGGACAGUCUGUCACUUUGCGGCUUUCCUUCCUGUAUCCACCCUCCAUCAGUUCUUCCCCCUCACACAAAGCCAAUCCCUACUCCUCUUCCUAUUCCUCCUCCUUACACUUCCUCAACCUCAGCAUUCCGAGGUCUCUCUGAGAACUCUUGAGAAAAAAAAAUCACUAUAUUUUUCUAAGGCCAGCUAUUUCUACUGUAUGUGGGGCUCAUUACUAGUGGGCUGACUUUAUUUUUGUAAAACGUUUACAUUUUUGAUUUUUGUCUGGUCCGAGACAUUUUUUUUCUCACCUACCUAUCGCAGGUGUAGACGCAAAAACAAGCCUGUAUUUUGGUGCUGACUGUGGUCCUGGUGCACACUGUAACACAGGCCAGUGUAAGACCAUUAAGAUUCUAGUUGCUGGAGUUGCAACUAAAGGUGUUUAUCUAAAAAUGUGUAAAGUAGUUAUUUCUUUUUAAUACUAGUAGUAAAUUAUCUCACAGGUCAUUGACUCAGUCACCCCCCCAAGCCCCUAAAUCCCCUAAACUAACGACACGUCAGGCAUCAUUGAAAAUUGUGCAUAUUUGUGCAGCUUCCUAAAGCUUGUACAUUACACUUUACUUGCAGAUACUGUAGCUACGACGUGAUCUGACGCCUUGAUAUCGACUCAUGAUUUGUACAUAUUCAUCAUUUGUGUUUGCCCUAUCAUGACACCAGGGUCCAACGUAGCCCACCGGGGAUAUUGUCCCUGCAGACUCUGCUGUUACAGCCUUUACAAGUAGGAGACUAAUGCCUGUUUUCAAAGGUUGGCCAUUAUUGUUUGUUUUGUCUACAGUGAAAAGACCUUAUUAAGCAGGAAGAAAUUGCAGGAUCCCCUCUUCCGACCUAUAUUUAGACUAGCACAAGAGGAACCUCUCAUCAAGAGAUGGUCCAUCCACCAACGUAAUUAACAGCCAUUAAAUAACAACCAAAAUGUCACCCGUAAUUACCUACAACAAAGUGUUAAAACAUAUGGCUCUUUUACUGAAAACUUUAAUAUUACCAUCCUGUCUUUUUUUUCUCCUUGUGAACUGUAUAAAUAUUUAAUUUACUGAAAGGUUUUAUGUAAUUAUCAUCCAAUAUAAACUCUUGGACUUUCUGUGUAACAAAAACAAAGGUGUCUGCAGACUCUUUAGUAUUCAACGUGUUCCAUAACUACUGUUGUAUAUACAUGACUUCUAUUAUAGUGAACUACAGGAACUGACAGGAACUGCUUUACAUUGUAAAAUCCAUAUGCUGCACAUUUGCUUCAGUUUUCAUCAGUAUGAAUAACCGGAUGGCUGACAAUAUGUACAUUGAUGUUGAUUAUGUUCAUUGGAAUAAGUGUAUGUUAUACAUGUAUGUUUUAAUAAAACAUGAAAAUGUGACCAUGUCUGGUGUUACGUUCUGUUCUCUACGGUACAUUAGUAUCAUCACACCGUACCAUCCAAGCAAAGCUGUGAAUUACUGGCACAAGAUACAAGUUAUACACACAUUGAAUAUUAGUAUACACUCUAUACUGUAGUUACAAUUAUAUACUCUAGACAUUUGUAUUAAAACCACCAAUGUUCAGCUCGGUAGGGCCACAUAAAAUUAUGUGGUGGGCAAUAUUUGUCCCACGGGCCAUAAGUUUGAUAUAUGGGCAUUAGGUGCAAACAUUUCAAGAGGAUAAAAAAUGUAUUUUGCACAUUGUGACAUUUUCAACACAUUGCAACAAAACUUUUCAAUCAAAAAUGUUUUCUUACCUUAUACUUUUGUCCAUUUCUUCCACAUACAAGGCUCUUGAAGGCAUUCAUAAUGAAAUUAUUGGAACAACUGUUUGCUGCUGUAACUGCACCAUGCCAAAAACGUAGAAAUAACAGAAUAGCAGUUAAAAAAACAAAAGCUAUCACUUGGCCACAAAACGCUAAAGCUAGCAUAAGGAAAGCCAUCUCCAUUUAUCUUAGGGAUGAAAAUACAAGACUAAGUCAAAAGGUUUACAAAAAAAUAUUUAAAACAACACAAGUUAAGUUUUUUUGAGAAUGAGAUGUUACAUUAGAGAAUAUUCAUUCAUUUUAAAAGGUUUGUGUUUGAGUUUGGUUAAACUUUGUUUACAUUUGUUUGCUAAUUUUAAAAUAUUUUCUUUUGUGGGUUG